UCACUUUUCAUUUCACACACACACACACACCCCUCCUCUCUGCUCCACCCUGCCAUCCAUCCAUCCAUCCAUCCAUCCCCGCACACUGCGCUGGAUCAACACGCUACACCACCGCUUCUCCAGCUUUCUCACAAAAUAUCGGAUUUCACACAGCUCGCGCACUUUUGCACACAUCCUGCUUAGAGACAUGUUGUCUCGCGACUGAUGCUUUUUACACCUGAGAACAGCGAUGCUUAAACCAGGUACACUCCGGCUGCAUUGAGACGAGCAGUGGAUUAAAAAAGGUGAACUUCAGGCAGCACACACGGGACUGGACCACAAACAAGAGGCUUCACAUUUGCUGUCAGCAUGGCUGUGAACAUGAUGCCAGAUCCCACCGUUUGGCUGGGCGAGGAACAACCGUCGCUGCUGGACCAGGAGGACUCUCCGUCGAGCCAAGCCCCCGUCUCUGUGCCAUGCCCCCCAGUCAGAGGUGAACCUCUCAUCCACAGCAGCAGCAGCAGCCCGGUCAUCACACGGCCUCCACGCAGCAAAUCCAAAGGCGAGCUUGUCAUUGUCAUCAACGAGAAGCUGAAGAACAGUAAUGGGAUCCACCCAACGCCCGCAGAGAGCACCUCCCCAGUCAUCUGCUCUCCUCCCAGAAGACAACACUCCAUCUCUUAUCCCCAUCACAACAAGACCAGGAAGGGGAGCAGGGCGAGCUCCAUCGGCUACACCGCCUUCUCGCCCAGGCCGUCGAUUUCUCGCCACUCCAGCAUCGCCACAAACCCACCCUUGGACCGGACAAAGGUCAAAGACUACCUCUUCCUGUCCGUGCUGGCCUGCUUCUGCCCCGUGUGGCCCAUCAACAUCGUGGGAUUUGUUUAUUCCAUCAUGUCCAAGAACAGUCUGGAGCAGGGGAACCUGGACGGCGCCGUGCGUCUAGGACGUGUGGCCAAGAUGCUCUCCAUUGUGUCACUAGUAGGAGGGACGGUCAUUAUCAUCGCCUGCAUCGUCAACCUAGCCAUAAAUGUGAAAACCUGAGUUUCAUCCCGGGAUGAAACUGGAUAAGGCAACUGACCGUCUGUCCCGCACCUGCACCACCGUCUUUACAGCCUCGUCAUUACCUGGAUGUGUGACAAAUAUGCACCCGAUAUACAGUGCUUACUUGUAUUUCUGUAAUCUAUAUAAAUCCCUUUUUUGCUAAUGGAAGAAAAGAAAAAUAUGCAAAUGCUGCUGUUCUGAGUCAGAGGGGGGUUCGUCUGUUAGAAGGAAGUCGACAGUGUAAUCAGCUCCUUCGUAUUCUGGUCAACACAUUCAGAAUGAUUCUUCAAGAAUCCCAUCAUCGCCCCGGAACUGACUCAGACAAGGUGGACUAGAGAAUUGGGUGGAGGUUGUUACAGACCGUGAAACCAGAAUGAUUGCCUUCCAGCUUCAUCGCCACAUGCAACAAAAUGUCCGCCCUUCACUGCAACCGACGACGCUGAAUCCCCUCGGAUACGUGGAGAGAGGCUCUGGGAUUUGUGGCUGCAUUGGAAUCACAGAGCAGAAAUUCACCCUCACAGAGAACAAAAACACUUUGAAGCGCAGUAUGUCCUCUUGUUCCUGACUCUUCUCCGAGGCUCUCAUGACUCCCGCCCAUACGUCUUGCGUUUGAGAGAGAGAGAGAGAGAGAGAGAGAGAGAGAGAGAGAGAGAGAGAGAGAGAGAGAGAGAGAGAGAGAGAGAGAGAGAGAGAGAGAGAGAGAGAGAGAGAGAGAGAGAGUACGGGUGGCAAAAGAGGAUGAAAAAGAGGCUUACCAAGGACUAGCUACGGGUGCUAAACUCCAAGGGAUUAUGGAAAGUCUCACACAGAAGGCACAGUCAUCACUGCAAGGAAAAAUAUGUGCCAAAAAAGACCCAACUCUAAACACAGGAUCGUUGUAGAGAGGAAAAGUGUUUGUUUUUUUACUCUGUUGCAACUCGACUGUAUAUAAAUCCGCUCGACACCACUGUGAGCUCAAACAAAAAACACUGUAGCAAUCUACUAUACUAAUUAUGAUUCAUCAAAUAUAACCUAUCUUUUGAUAAUGUUUGUAAAAGAUCAUUUUGAAACUGAAUUUCAUAAGUGAAGCUCUUGAAGCGCCGCCGGUGACAGGUGGCGGUUGUAUUGUGUGCACAUGGCCGUCACUAUUUGGUUAACAAAUUCAAUUGCUUUGUGAUUGCAGUGGAAGUUUGCGGCUGUAGCCUCAGUCUGCGUCCACAGGUAGCCUGUACUUUCAGAGCAGGCGCAUUGUGGCUUUUUAUGUCCCUUUGAAAAAAAUCCCUAAAACAACAAUGAACACCUUAAUUAUGUGUCGUCCAUGUUGUUGUCGCACACAGUACGAUAAAUCUGUAAAGCAUUGGUUCAAAGUUCAUGGAGCAGCAGUACUGUGGAGACCUACUUUUAAAAUCUUGAUUUGUUAUUAUUAAUAUAUCUCCUGUAUAAUCGUAACUAACCUCUAAUAUAAAUCUACCUGAUCUGAAACAACUGUGUUUCACGGAGAAUGGAUGAAGCUCUCCUUACUUACUAUAUCCUGAGUUUUGAAUCAUGUACAGAAACGCCACUUGUCAUCAUGAGUUCACACCUGCAGACGGUGUUCUGUAAUGAUUAAAUAUGGCAGUUUUCCCCUCCUAUUAACAUGUAAAUUUAAUUGUAAUCAACAGUGAUGUAUUCUGCAGAUAUAAAUCUCAAUAUUGUGAUAAUUCUCUAGUUAAUAUGAGUUAGCAUUAAGUAGUUCUGAUCUAACGUAGGCGCAGUAACGGACAUCGUGUUACCACCAGGCUUCUAUAAUCUUCGUGGUUAUUGGCAUGUUGUGGAUUUUUAUUAAUGUAUGAUGAUAGAAGUUGAAAAUGGCAUUUGGAAUAUUCUUCUGCAGCACAUUCAUAAUAAAGACACAAUGCAUGUGA
Molecule: messenger RNA, 2906 nt
Organism: Cottoperca gobio
Lineage: Eukaryota; Metazoa; Chordata; Actinopteri; Perciformes; Bovichtidae
Product: trafficking regulator of GLUT4 1-like
Exons: 5
Coding region: 349-1023 (224 amino acids)
Cellular component (GO): membrane
Source: RefSeq, a predicted model, not a curated record